UUUACUUUUUCCCAAUUUUAAUCCAUAAUGAUCUCCCGAGUUUUUUGAGCGGAAGUGACAAAGGAAAUUGCAACCACGUGAUGAAAAAACUCGUCAGAAGGUACUCUACUUUGGGGGGGAAAAAAACAUCGCCUCAUCCUGGAUUCAGUUACUUUGGGGAAUCUAGACCUUCGACGAAGAUGUGGGUACAAAACUCCCAUCUCCAUGGUUUCGUAAUAGCCUGCUUGAUGAUCCAUAGCCAGGCUUUGAAAGAAUUUGGGUAUUUCACGUACAUAGGAGACGUAUCGUAUGAUGACCAAAAUGAAACAUUAUCAGUCUUUGAUUUAUCUGACUUUAUGACCAAAUCCCGAUGUGCCCAGAACUGUAUGAAUAAUCUUCAGUGCAAUGCUAUAGAAGUAUGUACGGCUGCCUCCGGGGAUACAUGCAGACUAAGCAGUGGAAGAAGGGACACGGGGGCUGCUAUUAGUGGACCCCUGUGUAAAAGAUUUCAGAUGGAUGAUGUGUGUGAAAGUGAAGGCUACCUAGACAGGACGACAGGGGUUUGUAUUUAUGACAGAGACACAGAUUGCGACUACAUAUCACAGACUACCCAGACUUCGGGAGUGUACAUCAUAAUAUUAGAUGGUGAACCCAAACAGGUAUACUGCUCAUUUGAGAGCGGGUCGUCUUGGACAGUAUUGCAAAGGAGAAUAGAUGGUUCUGAAGAUUUCAUGAGAAAUUGGACCGAUUAUGAAUUUGGUUUUGGAUCCCUCGAGUCCGAAUUCUGGCUAGGUAAUAAGUACAUCAACAAACUCACGACGGACAGCCAUACUAUACUGCGUAUAGAGAUGGAGGACCACAGUGGUAAUACAAGAUUUGCUGAAUACACCAGUUUUACAGUAGCCGACGCAAGCGACAACUAUAGGAUCCAAGUCACUGGUUAUUCCGGAAAUGCUGGAGACAGUUUUGGCGGAACCUGCGGUAUAUGUAACAAUGGAAUGCCCUUUUCUACAUUUGACAAUGACAACGAUAACCAUGUGAUCCUGAACUGCGCCGUGUGGGGGAACGGAGGCUGGUGGCAUAACGCAUGUCAUAAAUCGAACUUGAACGGACUGUAUGGAGAUAAUAACUACGGACAGGGCGUUAACUGGGGAACAUGGACAACAUUGAGUUAUUCCCUUAAAUCAUCCAUCAUGAAAGUCAGAAAACUGUAAUAUUGAUCGACGUAUAGCUAUCCACAAAUGGUAGUGAUUCUCAUUUUGGUGAUUUUAUGCCUCACCCAUUAUCGUAUUUAUAAUUUUUAGUAUCAUAAAAAAAAUUAAUGAUAUUUAUCAACUUUGAAAUGGUUACAUGUGCGUCAAAAUUUAAAAUAGGAGCCAACUUAAUUAUUUUUGUCCAGGAAGCGAAAAUUAUCCUGUUUGGAACUUCAAUAGGAUUUAUUGAACCUUUAUGCCUAGAGUCACGUGACACGUGUUGGACAUUCAUAGUAAUUGAAUUGAUGAAAAAUCAAGAUUUGUCGUUGUGAAAAUACUAUUUUGUACAUUGUAUAUCUCCGUCUUACGUGUACGUGGUGUAUUGUCUUUGUACAUUUAUAAUUUUACUCAACUCAUUUUCACUCUCCUCAUGUUUAACCAAUCUCAUUUGCCCUUUUGUUUAAAGUAAAUAUUUUUGUGAAAAGUUUGACUAGGUGUUUUUAAAGAAAUUAAUUUGCUUGGGGAAAAGCAAAGAGAGUGCUUUAGUUUUCUGUUUAGAUGAAGUGAGUUAUAUACCUGAUAUACCCCUUAUAGCAUUAUCGCACAAUUGAUCACUUGUUAGAUUGCAUAAUAGACGGCACGUUUUAAUCUCCAUAUAUCUGUUUAUUAUAAAACAAACAGAUGAACAUCAAGCUAUAGUUAGCGCGUCAUAGUAGGUUUGUUUCUCGUUAGAAUUUCAAAACACUUCAACUUUUAUAAAAGGCAAGAACU
Messenger RNA from Ostrea edulis (European flat oyster), 1943 nucleotides. RefSeq names its product microfibril-associated glycoprotein 4-like. The transcript is spliced from 6 exons. The coding region runs from base 81 to 1193 and encodes 370 amino acids. The record is from RefSeq and is a predicted model, not a curated record. Lineage: Eukaryota; Metazoa; Mollusca; Bivalvia; Ostreida; Ostreidae.